CCCUUCACUGAGGGAACCAAAUGCCGAACGCCCAAAAUUUAACUUUCAUCGUACGUCACAAUGCUGAUAAAAUGCUUUAUCAGCGUUAAGUGAUUUUGCUUCUCUAUACUUUGCGGAAGCUUAGCACAGGCUUUGUUAGUCUUUUUAGCGCCACGGCCUUGACAGCACCAUUCUACAGCACCAGGCCAGAGUUAUGCUCGCGUACCCAAGUGCUUAGCGUUUUGUUUCUGGAAUCUUCCUUAGAAACGCCAAAUAAUAUCGAACUAGGCUAACGACAAAGGGACGUAUCGUCUCGGGUGAACUGGUAGUUCAGAAACCAGGAAGGCCAGAAGGCUAUCUCUGUCUGUCUGUAGUCUAUCUAUCGUGACGUUAUUCCUGUAUUCAGUUAUUGGUCAGUUGGUUGAACCACCAGUUCACAAUCGCGAUCUGACAAUUACCGGUACUUAAAUAAUGGACACCAACGGAAGCAUUAAUGAAAAGGAUAUUUUUGAGGAGUUUGGUCAACCUUUGGAGGUUGGAGAUUCAUGGUAUCUAAUAUCAGUGAGCUGGGUUAACAAUUGGAAAAACCAUGCUGGAAUCGAUGACUCAAGUGGUGAAAAUCCAGGACAAAUAGACAACUCCAGAUUGUUUGAAGAAAAUUCUGAUACCUUGCGGGAACAUUUACUGGAAGAAAGUGAAUAUAUGUUGAUUCCUGCUGAAUGCUGGAAAAAGCUCGUUCAUAUUUAUGGAAUACCAGAAGGACAAAAGCCUAUUUGUAGGAAGGUAAUUGAGACCGGAACAUUUUCCAAACAAACAACUGUUGAAAUAUAUCCGCCUUGCAUCAGUAUGAAACAACAUGAUGGUGACGGCCAAAUUGUCAAGGAAAACUUCAGUAGAGUAGCACUAAUAGGUGAUAUUCACAAAAGAAUGAAAGAAAUAUUUGGAAUACCUGUGGAACAAAUCACCCGAUUGUAUAUUGAAGACAGUUCUGAAAACUCACUUGAUGAUAAAUUUUCAAUGGAGAAGGCUGGAGUUGGUCCCACAUCGGUGGUUGUGAUAGAAAAACAAAAUGAUAAUAAAACUUGGCCUCGAUCAACGAUUGCACCUCCUUCAUAUACAGAAGCUACAACGUCAACGUCAUCAACUCUGUCAAAAUAUAAUACUAAGAAUUCUAAUUCUUCAUCUUUUUCUUCCAGUAACGGAAGCCACAAUACAAGAUACAGUUCAAACAAUAGUUAUCGUUCAUAUCGAGAUACACCAGGGAUAUGUGGUCUCAGCAACUUGGGCAACACUUGUUUCAUGAAUAGCGCAAUCCAGUGUUUGAGUAACGUCUCUCCUCUUACGAUGUAUUUUUAUGAAAAUAAAUAUAUCAAGGAGCUGAACAGAACAAAUCCUAUUGGCAUGCGGGGAAAAUUAGCUGAAACUUAUGCUACCUUGAUCCAUGAUAUUUGGUCAGGAAAUCAUUCUUCUGUAUCACCACGUGAAUUCAAGUAUAAAGUAUCCAGUUUUGCUCCACAAUUUUCUGGAUAUCAGCAACAUGACAGUCAAGAACUUAUGGCAUUUUUGAUUGAUGGUCUUCAUGAAGAUUUAAACCGAAUUGACAACAAACCGUAUGUGGAAUUAAAAGAUUCAGCAGGACGUCCUGAUUAUGAUGUUGCCAUAGAAGCCUGGAAAAAUCAUUUAAGAAGAAACGAUUCAAUCAUUGUUGACAUGUUUCAUGGAUUGUUCAAAAGUACAAUUGUUUGUCCCGACUGUGACAGAGUCUCUGUAACCUUUGAUCCAUUUGGAUAUUUACCACUUCCUCUGCCAAAGGCAAAAGAUAGGAUGAUUCCUUGUACUUUCUUUCCUAGAGAUGCUAAAAAACCUGUGACAAAGUACAAUGUGACAGUAUCAAAAGACGGAUGCAUAAGAGAUUUAUGUAAAGCAUUGGCAAAACAGACUGGAACUGAAGAAAAUGAACUCAUCGUAACUGAUGUUUACAACUGUAGAUUCUACAAAAUCUAUAGAGGAAGUGAAAGUAUCGGCAAUUACACAGAUCGAGAUAAUUUGUUCGUUUUCCAAAUUGGAUUUGAUGAAGAAGUUGAAAAUGAUGCAAAUGAACAAGAAGAAGAAGAAAAGUUAGAAUAUGCUCGUGUUGUCAUGAGACAGUGUAGUAGUGCCCACGGGAUGAGACUCUUUGCACACCCGUUUUUGAUUCCUGUAAAAUCAGGAGUAACAACAUAUCGAAAAUUGUAUAACUCAAUACUUGCUGCAGUAUCUCGCUAUGUCAAACAAGAGUACAAAGAAAACAUAAAAAUGUUGUCAGAAUUGAAAAGAUGUGAAUUGAAUGAAUCCAUUGGUUCUGAUGUUGAUGGAAAUGAAGUCGGUGAUACAAAUAAAGAGCAGGAUGAAAUGGAAGAUGAAACGCAAUGGUUCAAACUUGUUACAAUCAAUUCAUUUGGAACAACCGUUUAUAAGGAGCUCAAAGAUAAUGAUGAACCAAUCAAGUUCACAGGUGAUGUUUACUUUUCUGCUGAAUGGGACAGUGCAACAUGUGAAGAGUAUGCCGAAGAAAAUUGGUCGGAUACUUUCAAAAACGAUGAAUCCAUGAAUAAAACUGGGAACAAAGACAAAGGAAUAAACUUACAGAAAUGCAUGGAAUUUUUUACAACUCCUGAAAAACUGGGAAAGGAGGAUUUGUGGUAUUGUCCUAAAUGUAAAGACCACAAGCAAGCAACAAAGAAGUUUGAUUUAUGGACAUUACCACCCGUUCUCAUUAUUCACUUGAAAAGGUUUUCAUACACACGUUGGUCGAGAGAUAAAAUAGGAACAUAUGUUGAUUUUCCAACAAGAGAUCUAGAUUUGUCUGAUUUCAUUAUCAACCCUGCUAAGAGCAAGUGGCAUGAACAAAAGAAGAGAUAUAAUCUGAUUGGUGUAUCAAAUCAUUAUGGGGGUAUGGGAGGCGGACAUUAUACUGCAUAUUGUCGUAAUUAUAAAGAUGGAAAAUGGUAUUAUUUUGAUGACAGUAGUGUUACUGAAAGCUCCGAAGACAAAGUCAAGACAAAAGCUGCUUAUAUGUUGAUGUAUCAGAGACAAGACAUUGAGGAAUGGGUUAACAAAGAAGGAGAUGAUGAUUUCAAUUUCUUGGAAUCAAUGGUGAGUCCAAGGAGCUGCCACGUUCGAGGAUUCGAUUUUGACGUGAGUGAGAAAAAGAGAGAGCAACUAUUCAACGGAAAUGAUUCAAAUUUAUCUAACUGUGGUGAGGAAGAAAUGGAUACCAGUUGAUUAUGAACUGAAUGUCAUUUUUUGCACGCAAAGUUUUUGUAAAGCACAUAAAUAAUUUUGACGACUUUAUUUUUCAAAAGAUUAGAAAAUUUGGUAUUGUAUCGCUUUCCUUAAAAUAACAUGUAGAGAAAUUACAAAUGAAAAAUUGCUUAAGCAAUGUCAUUCUUUGUAUUUGAUCCCCCGAUGAAAUAUCUUGUUAAUUCACGCCUCAUUAUGUAUCUUUUUAUUCAAGAUAUUUAUUUAUCUGCAAUUUAAAAGUUAUGGAAGCUAAUGUUAUCUUGGCCUACCGCAACUUUUUAGGGACUACCGGUAAUCCACGGCCACUGCAACUUAACUAAAACUUUUGGGGUAACAAAAUGACCACUGAAAUCAUUGCAUCAUCUUUGACAUAUUUUAAGAAGAUGCUCUGGGUAGCAUCCUUGUUAGCAUGACCUCGUUAGUCACAGCUGAACAGGAAUAUCUUGUAUGCGACGACCUGUUUGUGAACGAAUCUACUUAUCAUAUUUAGUUUGAUCUGAUUGACCGAUUAUUUUGGAAAGUUCUUUUAUCGAUAUGUAUUUCUAUAUUUCGUCAUUAUCUCGUGAGUUCAAUUUGGUUCCAAUUACUUAUAUCAAAAGAUACACUUUUUUUUAUUUUGAGGUUGAAAUAGGUUACUCUGCUCAUCUACAAUAUCAUAGAGCUCAUUUAUUCUUCAUUGAUUAUUUUUACAAAUAUAGAAUAGCAAUAUAAUUGUUAAUUCCAUGGUAUUGAAAUCUCAAUUGGUUUAUAGCCACACAAAUAUAGAAUAGCAAUAUAAUUGGUAAUUUCAUGGUAUUGAAAUCUCAAUUGGUUUAUAGCCACUAUGAUUUAUAUUUCAUCAUUUUUAUUGUACCCUUCUGGCCUGCAUGUUUUUUUCUUGCUUAUGUUCCUGUAUUGUCUACUUCUGCUUCAUUCAUUGUCUUUACCUCCUGUAUUAUCUUGUGAUUAAAAUGUUCAUGAGAAUAUGCAGAACUUAAUUUAUGGGCAAUCUUGUUGAUAUUUGACCAGGUUCUUCCAAUUUUUUCAGAAAGAGAUAAUUUCUGAACCUCGUGAUUGAAUGUCAUAGAUUCCACUUGUAACCAGAGGAAUAGUUGUGUGACCAGAUUAUUCAUUUUUCUUAUACCUCUGGUAGAAAAUGUAAAUUGGAUAAAUAUAAAUUGAUUUUGCUGAUGCAAUGUUUUGGUUUCGUGCCUAUUUAUAAGGAUCACAUAUGUAUAUCAUUUCAAUUAAUUAUUCUUAUAUAUGAGUAUGCGAAAUAAAGAGAAAUUACAGUAGA
Styela clava is the source of this 4537-nucleotide messenger RNA. RefSeq names its product ubiquitin carboxyl-terminal hydrolase 15-like. NCBI's taxonomy places the organism in Eukaryota, Metazoa, Chordata, Ascidiacea, Stolidobranchia, Styelidae. The record is from RefSeq and is a predicted model, not a curated record. Gene Ontology annotation, molecular function: cysteine-type deubiquitinase activity. Gene Ontology annotation, biological process: protein deubiquitination.